UUUGUCUUCUUCACCCACAUCAACAAAACACCGAAAUUCAAACCCUUCUCCUUUGGUUUUCACUCUGUAACCUUCAGUGCAGUUUUUUCUCUGCAAAUUUUGAGGCCACUGGUGAAGGAAAAAAAAAAUGAGUGAAAAUCUGAUGGGAAGAGUGAACGCUUUGGGGGAGCGUCUGAAAAUCGGUGGAGCCGAAGUGGGUCGGAAGAUGAGUGCUGGAAUGAGUUCUGUGAGCUUCAAAGUGAAAGAGUUUUUCCAGGAUUCAACCCAUGCUGAUAAGCUCGUUGGGGAAGCUACCUCUGAGACCCUUCACCACCCUCACUGGCCCAUCAUUCUUCAUCUCUGUGACUUGGUCAAUGGUGAUCAACUUAACACUGCUGAAGUGGUGCGUGCAAUAAAGAAGAGGGUUGUUUCCAAGAGUCAUAGAACUCAGUAUCUGGCUCUGGUUCUGCUUGAAGCACUGGUCAAGAACUGUGACAAGGCUUUCUUGGAGGUGGCAACUGAGAGAGUCCUUGAUGAGAUGGUGAAGCUCGUUGAUGACCCUUGCACUUUUGUUCAUACCAGGAACAAGGCUUUGAUGAUGAUUGAGGCAUGGGGAGAGUCCACCAUUGAACUUCGCUAUCUUCCUGUCUAUUCACAAACUUACAAGAGUUUGAAAUCAAGGGGGAUUCGAUUCCCUGGUCGUGACAACGAAAGUUUGGCUCCAAUUUUCACUCCACCUCGUUCUGGCACUGCUCCAGAGGCAGAUGUGAGUCUUGAACAUCUUAUGCAGCACAAUGUACGAAGUUUUUCGCCUGUUGCUCCUUCUCGUUCCGCCACUACUUCAGGGAGUGAUGUCAGUCUUGCAAAUCUGAUGCACCAUGAAGUUCAUGUCAAAAAUCUUACUUCUCAACAAACAGAGGAAGCUUUUGAUGUUGCGAGAAACAGCUUUGAGCUUCUUUCUACUGUCUUAUCUUCUUCAACGCAGAAGGACGUUGUAAAGGAUGAUUUGGUUACGACAUUAGUACAACAGUGCCGACAGUCCCAGAUUACUGUCCAUAGAAUCAUUGAGACUUCAUGGGACAAUGAAGCGCUGCUUUGUGAGGCCUUGAACAUAAAUGAUGAGAUUCAGAAGGUUUUGAAGAGAUAUGAAGAAAUGAUGAAGAAGAAGAAGAAGCAUGAACCUGAAGGUGAUGAGGCACCACAUUUUAGAGAAGAGAAAGCCCUGGUUAGAAGAAGUGGAAGUUCAAGAAGUGGAAACAGAGGAAACCAGGAUGACAUGUUGGAUGAUCUUGAUGAGAUGAUAUUUGGGAAAAGGGGUGGUUUUGAUGAAGAACAAUAUCCAAAGAAACAACAUUCAUCAACAAAAGAUGAUCUCAUCUCCUUCUAAGUUCACGCUACAACAGAGUUUCAAUUUUUAUUACAACACUACGUUUGAUUUUGUUGGUUCUGUUUUCGUUUUAUAUAUGCUGUUUAUGAACCAAUG
This is a messenger RNA of Vigna unguiculata (cowpea), 1462 nucleotides long. Its product is annotated as TOM1-like protein 1. Gene Ontology annotation, molecular function: ubiquitin binding; phosphatidylinositol binding. Lineage: Eukaryota; Viridiplantae; Streptophyta; Magnoliopsida; Fabales; Fabaceae. Gene Ontology annotation, biological process: protein transport to vacuole involved in ubiquitin-dependent protein catabolic process via the multivesicular body sorting pathway. The record is from RefSeq and is a predicted model, not a curated record.